AUGGAGAACAACACUAAAGAUUUGAUUUUUAGUACAAAAAACCAAAAGGGAGAUUUAUGGGAUGGUGUUAUUGUAACACAAUCUGAUUUUCAAUCUCUACAAGCUAUCAAAACUGAACUUAUAGACUCAAAAGGUGUUCUUAAAACAUGGAAUGAUAGUGGCUUAGGUGCUUGUUCAGGUAACUGGGUUGGAAUCAAAUGCUUAAAAGGUGAAGUUAUUGCAAUUCAGCUUCCUUGGAAGAGCUUAUCAGGAAGAAUCUCUGAGAAGAUUGGUCAACUUCAAUCUCUUAGAAAACUUAGUCUUCAUGAUAACAAUCUUGCUGGUUCAGUUCCUUUUUCUCUUGGUUUUCUUCCUAAUCUUAGAGGUGUUUAUCUUUUUAACAACAAGCUUUCAGGUUCUAUUCCUCCUUCUAUUGCUAAUUUGCCAAUGCUUCAAGCUUUUGAUGUUAGUCAUAAUUUGCUUAUUGGUAGAAUCCCUUUUGGUUUGAUGAAUUCCACUAGGAUUUUCAGGGUUAAUUUGAGUUAUAACAAACUUUCUGGUUCUAUUCCUAGUGAAGUAGGUGAGUUUUCAAGGCUUAGGGUUCUUGAUUUGUCAAACAAUGAAAUCAAUGGUAGUUUGCCUUUCAGUUUCUCUAAUUUAUCUUCUCUUGUUUCAUUGAAUCUUGAAAACAAUAAACUUGGUGGUGAAAUUCCUGAUUCUUUUACGAAACUUCGAAAUCUAAGUUCAUUCAAUGUUUCUCAUAAUAAUCUAUCUGGUCAUGUUCCAUUAGUACUUUCCAAAAGAUUCAAUGCUAGUUCAUUUGAAGGAAAUUUUGGUUUAUGUGGUUACAUAAGUUCGAAACCAUGUCGUUCUUCACCACCACCGCCACGGCCGCCACCACCUCAUAAUCUUCCGUCUCAGUCACCGGAAGAAUCUCCUUCGAAGAUACAUGACCGGAAAUUGAGUACUAAGGAUACAAUCCUCAUAGUAGCAGGUGUUCUUUUGUUGAUUUUGCUAUUACUGUGUUGCUUUUUGCUUUGUUGUUUGGUCAGGAAAAGAGCUUCUUCAAGUAGGAAGAGUGGUAAAGCUGCUAAAGCUGCUGCUUCUACUAGGAGUCUGGAGAAAGGUGGUGGUGGAGAGGUUGCAUCAGGAGGUGAAGCUGGUGGGAAGCUUGUUCACUUUGAUGGGCCAUUUGUGUUCACUGCUGAUGAUCUUUUGUGUGCAACGGCGGAGAUAAUGGGAAAAAGUGCUUAUGGAACUGCUUAUAAGGCGACGUUGGAAGAUGGUAAUCAAGUUGCUGUGAAGAGGUUGAGGGAGAAGACUACUAAAGGACAUAAGGAGUUUGAAGGCGAGGUUGCUUUGCUUGGAAAAAUUAGGCAUCCCAAUUUGUUGGCUCUUAGAGCUUACUAUCUUGGACCUAAAGGAGAGAAGCUUCUUGUGUUUGAUUACAUGAGUCGAGGAAGCCUAGCAUCAUUCCUUCAUGCUCGCGGGGCGGAAAUCAUCGUCGAAUGGCCAACAAGGAUGAAAAUAGCAAUUGGAAUCAGCAACGGUCUAUCUUGCCUCCACAACCAAGAAAACAUAGUACAUGGAAAUCUCACCUCAAGCAACAUACUAUUAGACGAGCAAACAAAUCCUCACAUAACCGAUUUCGGUCUUUCAAGACUAAUGACAACUUCAGCCAACACAAACAUCAUUGCCACAGCAGGCAGCCUCGGUUACAACGCACCGGAGCUUUCAAAGACAAAGAAGCCAACCACGAAAACUGAUGUUUACAGCCUCGGCGUCAUCCUUUUGGAGCUUUUAACCGGUAAACCGCCGGGGGAACCAACCAAUGGCAUGGAUUUACCUCAAUGGGUUGCUUCCAUAGUUAAAGAAGAAUGGACUAAUGAAGUUUUUGAUUUGGAACUCAUGAGGGAUGCACCUACCAUAGGAGAUGAACUUCUUAAUACAUUGAAAUUGGCUUUGCAUUGUGUUGAUCCUUCACCUUCUGCUAGACCUGAAGUUAAGCAAGUUUUGCAGCAGUUAGAAGAGAUUAAGCCAGAAUUGGUUGAAGUUGAAGUUGAUGAGGAUGGAGCUAAAGUUCAAACAAAUGAAUAA
This is a messenger RNA of Vicia faba (fava bean), 2076 nucleotides long. Lineage: Eukaryota; Viridiplantae; Streptophyta; Magnoliopsida; Fabales; Fabaceae. The record is from the annotation of a GenBank genome assembly.